Messenger RNA from Haemonchus placei, 285 nucleotides. The record is from the annotation of a GenBank genome assembly. Lineage: Eukaryota; Metazoa; Nematoda; Chromadorea; Rhabditida; Trichostrongylidae.
AUGACAGUCGUGAAUGAAUUGCCACGCGUUAUCUACUGGUUCCAGUUUAGAAUAAGUAUGGCUUUGAUUCACCGCCUCAACCUACUGAUGAUAUUCGUUAUGUUCCAUAUUUCACCAGUCCUCUCCCAAGCACUCAAAGAAGUCGAAUUCUUUUCUUUUGCCGCCGCGGCACCGUCGUCCAUCUGGAAACCGUCGUUGAUCUUCUACGCUGUUCCACUGUUUAUACUCGCUUUGGUGAUGAACAAAACCAUUUCCGGCAACAUUCGUAUGAUCUACGAUCAGUGA